Musa acuminata AAA Group (dessert banana) is the source of this 1305-nucleotide messenger RNA. Its product is annotated as septum-promoting GTP-binding protein 1. Gene Ontology annotation, molecular function: GTPase activity; GTP binding. The record is from RefSeq and is a predicted model, not a curated record. The transcript has 6 exons. Lineage: Eukaryota; Viridiplantae; Streptophyta; Magnoliopsida; Zingiberales; Musaceae. Bases 251 to 1090 code for a protein of 279 amino acids.
UGUAGCAGUAGAAAAGACAGGCGGCGUGUUGGACCGAACACCAUGUCCGGUCAACAACAAGCUCACAAAGUCGUCGCCUGCGCGCCAAACUGCAAGUCCUGCGUAGACGAAGUCCGAACCGGACGCGUCGAAGAUUAGUGCUGAAGAGGAGGAAGAGGAAGAAACGUUCUCGGCUCCUCUGCUUCCUUUUCCAACCCAACCGUUUGAUGGCCAGACGGGGCCUCCGACCAACCGCCGCAGGAGCAGCACCAUGACGCGCCUGAGCCGGACGGCGCUCGUCCGCUUCGAUUUCCGGUGGGCCCGCGUCCUUGGCAUCGCCUUCCUCCGCCGCUUCUUCCGCGCCGUCUGGAGUCACCUGCUGUCUUGCUCGUCGCUCGGCGGGCGCGGCCGGUACCGCCGGCUCAAGGCGGGCUUAUCGUCCUCCGUCCACCUCGUGGUGGUGGGGGAGGAGAAGCCGGUCACUGCAGCCGCCGCCGCUGUGGGGCGUGCGGUGCCGUGCGCGGACGUGGAGGCGGAUUCCGACUUGGUGACCUUGAAGAUUAGCCUCCUUGGCGACCGCCAUAUAGGGAAAACAAGCUUCAUGAUCAAGUAUGUGGGGGAUGUGGAGGAGCAGAGGGGGCUGCAGAUGACAGGAUUGAAUCUGAUGGACAAAGUUUUGGUUGUUCGUGGAGCGAGGAUUGCGUUUAGCAUGUGGGAUGUGGGAGGUGAUGACCAAUUUCUGGAUCACGUCCCCAUUGCCUGCAAAGAUGCUGUGGCGAUUCUUGUUAUGUUUGAUCUUACCAAUCGUUCUACCCUAAACAAUGCCAUUGACUGGUAUCAAAGAGCAAGAAAAUGGAACAAGACAGCAAUUCCCAUCUUGAUAGGGACGAAAUUUGAUGACUUUGCUCAGCUUCCUCUUGAAAUGCAGUGGACGAUCGUGAAUCAGGCCAGAGCAUAUGCAAGGGUGAUGAGAGCAUCACUGUUUUUUUCGAGUUCCACCCACAACAUAAAUGUGAACAAGAUUUUCAAGUUUAUCACAGCCAAACUCUUUAACGUGCCUUGGUCACUCGAGAGAAACCUGACCAUCGGAGAACCUAUUAUCGACUUUUAGGGUUCUCAUUUUUCCUUUGCUUUCUUUUUUUUCUUUUUGCCUUGUAUGCUGCAUGGCAUUUUGUCUUGCGAGUGUAAGAUUGUACAUAGAAAAUACUGCUGAGACGGGGGGAAUGCUAUCAAACUCAACUGCUAUCAAACUCAUGUUGAGUUUAACCCUUGAACUCCUCCUGCCUUUUUCAUCACGAGUAGUAUCGAAAAAUUACUUGGAUCUGA